Messenger RNA from Momordica charantia (bitter melon), 817 nucleotides. NCBI's taxonomy places the organism in Eukaryota, Viridiplantae, Streptophyta, Magnoliopsida, Cucurbitales, Cucurbitaceae. The record is from RefSeq and is a predicted model, not a curated record.
AUGGGUAGAAGAAUUCCCAUAAGUGAUGUGGUCUUAUCAAACAACCAUGCAUUUGCUUUGGCCUUCGAGUCAACUCCAUCGAAAGAUAGAAGAUUCCUAGCUAGAGCUCACCGAGUACCAAAAAAUAGGGUAGCUUGGUUGGAUAAUUCUCCAAAAGCGCUCAAGGUAGUUUCGUUGAAGUUAGGAAGAAUCAAGAUUUGUGAUCAUGGUUCUCUCCAAAGACUACUCCUCUUCCAAGUGGUGCUUGAGAGAGCUCACAGUGUUCUUCCUUCUGAUGUUAGAAAUCCAUCCAACCCUUUUCUGAAGAAGAAGUUUGUUAAGUUUAAAAGCGUUCUCAAAGGAGUUGAUGAUGCGAAAAAGCAGAAGAAAUUGGACGAGAUUAAGCGUUGUAAGAAAGCCAUGAACAAGAUUAGCACUCGCGCGCGGGACUUGUCAUCACCAAAGCCACUACGCAGCCCACAAGUCGAUGCUGUGGAGAAAAUUGCCAGACAAGUAUUUGAUACAAUAUUAGAAGAAUCAACACAUGAGACCAUGGCUAUGGGACAAAUAUUCGAUAUAACAUCAGAAGAACCGACACGACAGACUAUGAUUGCAAGACAGAUAUUUGCUACAAAAUUAGAAGAAUCGGCACAAGAGACCAUGCUUGUGGGACAAAUAUUUGAUACAAUAUCAGAAGAACCGAAAUCAACAGAGGAAACCUCCAUGGUCGUGUUUGACAUCAUGAAGGCUAUCAAUUGUUUUUGUACCAUGAUCAAAACUACCAUUGACGAAAAAAAUAGCUCUAUCCAAUCGAAAGGAAAAUGCACAAUUUUAUAGA